CUAUAGGACUGUGGGGCUCAGAACCACUGUACUGGGGGAGGAGGGAAUGUGUGAGGAACAGAUGAGCUGUGAGGAGUGCAGAGCAGAAAGAAGUGUGACUAAAGAGGAACUACAAGAGGGACGUUACCCAUUUCCUAUCUUUUUAUAUUUUAUUUUUUUCCUGUGCUUUGUCUCUGCUGAGUGGAUGUAGAGCAUUAGGUUGUGAUCAUGCGGUGUGUUUGCUCCAGUUACUGUGCAGACAGAAUGAGAGUGUCUAUGUGCUGGAUCUCGGAUUGAUGGAGCUUUACGGCUGGAUUCUAGCCUGAAAGCAAUGAAAAUGCAGACAUAUGAGAUUACAAGGGAUUCUGCUGAGUUUUGCAUUUACUCUGUUUAUGCCACUUAAUCAGCCUGCCAUGCAAGAACUGAUGCUUUGAAGUGCUGGUGCUUAUAAAAUGGAUGUCUCCCCAAAGUCAGGAGAAACUCUGAUUGUGUGCCACAUCCAUGGCCAGUCUGUUGGGUGGCACCUAUAUAACUCUGUACAGACAUCCAGACAGCCACGCACUUUGAAUUUAACCCAUAGUAUAUCCCUUCCUGAGAGAGGAGACCUGCCGAGGGAAGCACUUGACUAUGGCAGUCUAAGUCACACAAGCAAGUCAAGCUCAACAGAAACAGAGGACAAAAAGGUGACUGAAAAUCCUAGAGGGUAUGAAUCGUCCCCAACGCUUUGUGCUUUGAACUCUCCAUCGACCAGUCCUCAACUAAAAAAAGAGCCAUUGCAUCGCAGAGGUACUCCCAGAUGGCAUAACCUCUUCAUCCCUGAAUCAGAAGUAAAUGAGGAUGAAGAGGAUGAGGACUCAGAUGGAGACAACUUGCACAAGUACCAUGAGGGGUCAUCCCUUCAACUACAAGGAAAUGUCACUCAAAGUAAUAUGAAUCCUUUUAGCCAAGUCAAAGUAAGCAAAGAACAGGAGAGGGCGUUUGACACAGGUUGCGGGGAUCGCAGGGAUAGCAGAGGAACCCCUGUAUUAAUGGACUGCGAUGAACAGGAUUGGGGUGAUGAGGAAGACUUCAGCAAGCAUACUCUUGAGGAAACUGAUAAUAGCUGGGCUCCAACUGAAAACGUUAUCGAAUCCAUUACUCAAAACCAAACAGACUAUAUCACUGACUCUUCCUGUAACAGCUCAGAUGGAGUACUGGUUAACUUCAGUACCAUCUACCACAAAACCAACAAUGCAGUUCCUGCAACUCCACUAAAUCUAGAUAGUCCUGUUCUUGGAUCUGGUGUAGUGUUACAGGACAGUUCAAACCCUUUACCCAGCUGGUCACCGCACAACACUGAUCCAAACUGCAACAUCUACCCAUUCAACUCUGAUGGCUUUCCAUCAAUAGAAAUUUCUGACCUCACUAUGUGUCUGCAGAGUCAGGCACGGUUAGCAGGUUCCACCCAGAAUUACUAUAAACUGGUGACAUGUGACCUAUCAUCCCAGUCUUCACCUAGCCCACCUUGGUCCUCUUUGACCAGUUUCUCUGAGACUCUAAGCCAGGGAAGCUGUUCUCCACCUUCUGAAUAUUUCCUAUUCGGACAUUCAGAGGAAGAGGAAAGGGAGAAGCCAAAGAUUUGCCAAACUGAACACAAGGGUGAUGGGAACAUUGAAGUGAAGAAUAUUAGACGAGCCGAUAAGGACCAAUCUAAGCGAACAAAAGAGAGAAUGGCACAUAUAAAAACCCAUCAAUCUGUUUCAAGAGAACAUAAUAGUUAUAAUUACAUUAAGACUCCUCAGUCUCAGAGCUGGAUUAGCAGCCAAAAGUGUUCUACCUUAUCAAAUCUGGGAGCCCUACAAAACAGCUGUCCAAGCCAUUUAGACACAAAUUUAUCUUCACCUCUGUCCAGGCAACAUGCCACCUCUUUUGCAGAAAUUGCCCGAUGUAAGAAGGGAAAUGGAGAACAAUCCAUGAAAAAGUGCAUAGAGGAUCCAUCAGGCUCACACUUCAUACAAAACCUCUUUUCUAUCCAGAAACAGGAUGAUUCAGAGAUGGCAACAAAGUCCCUGAGUGCUGACAGCAGUAGUCAAUCCAAUCAAGAAGGAGCUUCAUCCCCAGUUGAGCAAGUUGUGCGAUACACAAAAGCACAACGGCCCACCUUUCUCCCUAUUCAGCCCUUUGUGCUUCAGGCACCCUCAGGAAAACAACAGUCCAAAGCACUUGGUUCCCUUCUUAAUCAGUACAUCAGCUACAAGUACAGCAAGCCUGGGCCACAAAGCUACUUGCAAAAGCAAGUCAUAUCCACAUCAUAAGCAACCCUCACCUCUCAGGAGUUCCUCUAACAUCCCCCCAGAGGCAGCAACCAGUUCAGACACUUGUUCCACCUGCACAUCAAGUCCAUUUUUGCCCCAUAACCACUCCCAGUGUACCCAGCCCUUCACACUGUUGGGGCUCAUUCACCAGGACAGAAAUCCACAUAUGAGUCCAGAUAUGAGACCAAGAAGCCCUCAAAGCCAAGAGCAAGCAGAUGGGAGUCCAAAGGCCUGUUCAAGUCAAACACAGUUAAGCCAAAAACAUUCUUGGUAUGGAAAACAAGCAUCUCAGAUUCAUCCACUCGAGCAGGAUCCCAUUGUUCAGA
Messenger RNA from Cyprinus carpio (common carp), 2599 nucleotides. Its product is annotated as AP-4 complex accessory subunit RUSC2. Gene Ontology annotation, cellular component: cytoplasmic vesicle. The record is from RefSeq and is a predicted model, not a curated record. Lineage: Eukaryota; Metazoa; Chordata; Actinopteri; Cypriniformes; Cyprinidae.